UCAACACCAGUGGUGUUACAGUAUCACUUAUCUACAUCAUGGAGGCUCGAUACACGUGUAGUGUUGAUCGGAUUAUCUAUAGACAUGUUCGAAUUUAAAAGAUAGUACAUAUUAUUUCUUAUUUUUUUCAAGAAGACACGUAUAUUAUUAUUAUUAUUAUAAUUAUUUAUAUAUUUGUAUAAAAAUAAUAAAAAGAAAAAUGUUAACGACGAAGGUUUUCUUUCGGAAAACGAAGGGUGGUAAAGUCUUUAAGACUGUCCGGGAACAUUACCUCAGAGAUGAUAUUCACUGUGGUUCCAAAGCCUGUGAUAAAUGCUUGUACAGAAAUAAAAAUAUUAUUUUGGAUGAUGAAGAUUCCAGCGCAAAAAAUAUUAAACUCAUGCAACCCUAUUAUCUUCUGUUGGAUACCAAUAUUGUUUUGGACCAAAUUGACAUUUUGGAAGAAGAAGUUAUUUGUAAUGUCAUAAUCCUGCAAACGGUAUUAGAGGAAGUGAAACAUAAAAGUUCUACAGUAUAUAAAAAGUUGAAAAAUAUCAUUGGUGACACACAUAGAAAGUUUUAUGUAUUUGUAAAUGAACAUCACAAAGAUACUUACAUUGAACGUAAUCCUGGUGAAAGCAUGAACGAUAGAAAUGAUAGAGCUAUUCGACUUGCAACGAAGUGGUAUAACAAACACUUAAGUUCUAAUGGUUGUAAUAUUAAGACUGUGCUGUUAACAGAUGAUGCAAAAAAUAAAGAGCAAGCAGAAAAUGAAGGAAUACCAGUUUUAUCAAUGGAGGAAUAUGUGACUUCGCUGGAAAAUUCAAGCAUUUUAGCAGAUAAAUUAUGCAAACGCAGUUAUGGAGGAGAAAAGAGUGGGUUAGAAUUUUUUCCGUGUCAUCUUACGCCAGUUCAGUUACACAGUGGUAUAAAAAGUGGAAAAUACUUGCAAGGAACAUUUGCAAUAUCAAGAGAAAAUUUUUUGGAGGGAUAUGUAAAUACAGAAGGAAUGGAAAAACCUAUUCUUAUUCAAGGUCGAAGCAAUCUUAAUAGAGCUGUUGAUGGUGACACAGUUGCAAUAGAGCUUUUAGCAGAGGAUGAAUGGUCCUCACCAAGUGACAUUGUUCUGCAAGAUGAAGGAGAAGCGGAUGUGGAUGAUGUUUUAGAAACAGAAAAAGUAUUAGAUCAAAUUGUUACUUCCAACAAAAUGCAAAAAACACCCAGUGCAAAGAUUAUUGGUAUAAUUAGAAGAAAUUGGAGACAAUAUUGUGGGAUAUUACAACCUAGUAACAUUGAAGGGAAUGUAAAACAUCUAUUCGUCCCGGCCGAAAGGAAGAUACCUAAAAUUAGAAUCGAGACUAGACAAUAUCAUCUGUUGAGUAAACAAAGAAUUAUAGUUGCUAUCGAUUCAUGGCCACGUAACUCUAGGUAUCCUUUGGGUCAUUUCGUUCGUGCAUUGGGUGAGAUAGGAGAUAAAGUAACUGAAAAUGAAGUAAUAUUAUUGGAACAUGAUGUUCCGCAUAGUCGAUUUUCUGAUGCGGUUCUCAGCUCGCUUCCUAAAAUGCCUUGGUGCAUCACAGAAACUGAUUUAGCUCACAGGGAAGACCUUAGACAUUUGGACAUAUGUUCAGUUGACCCACCAGGAUGUACAGAUAUAGAUGAUGCACUCCAUUGUAAAGAAUUACCAAAUGGUAAUCUUGAAGUGGGUGUACACAUUGCAGACGUAACACACUUCAUCAGACCUGGUACAGCUUUAGAUAAAGAGGCGGCUUUGCGAGCUACCACCGUAUACUUAGUUGACACGAGAAUUCAAAUGAUCCCAGAAUUGCUUAGUACAAAUCUUUGUUCCUUAAGAGGGAAUGAAGAAAGAUUGGCAUUCUCUUGUAUAUGGGAAUUGGACAGAGACGCGAACGUAAUUACUACUAGAUACUGUAAGUCAGUAAUUUGUUCACGGGCAGCUAUGACUUAUGACGAAGCUCAACUUAAAAUAGAUGACAUCACUCAGCAAGACGUACUUGCACAGUCGUUGAGGAAUCUUAAUAAUCUAGCGAAGAAGUUAAAAAAGAAACGUUUAGAAAAUGGUGCGUUAGUGCUAGCUUCUCCAGAAAUUCGCUUUCAUGUUGACGACGAAACUCACGAUCCGAUUGAUGUGGAAGCAAAAAAAUUGAAGGAAACUAAUUCUAUGGUUGAAGAGUUUAUGUUGCUUGCAAAUACGUCGGUUGCUAAGAAAAUAGUGGAAGAAUUCCCGGAGUGUGCUGUGUUAAGAAGGCAUCCCGAACCACCACCUGCUAAUUUUGAACCUUUAAUAAAAGCUGGAAAAAAUCAGGGCUUCACUAUAAACACUAAUAGCGGAAAGGAAUUGGCCGAAUCUCUAGAUAAAUGUCACAAAGAGGGUAAUCCGUACUUCAACACUAUGUUAAGAAUAUUAGCUACUCGUUGUAUGAUGCAGGCUGUGUACUUCAUUAGUGGAAUGCAUCAACGAAGUGAAUACUUUCAUUAUGGUUUAGCAUGUCCUAUUUAUACCCAUUUCACUUCACCCAUUCGAAGAUAUGCAGAUGUAAUGGUUCAUCGUUUAUUGGCGGUAUGCAUAGGAGCUGACGCCACUUAUCCUGAUUUAUUGGAUAAGAAAAAGAAUCAGGCACUCUGUCAAAAUCUGAAUUACCGAAACAGAAUGGCUCAAUAUGCCGCUCGUGCAUCCGUUGCACUUAAUACACACUUGUUCUUCCGGGAGAAAGUACAAGAUGAAGAAGGAUAUAUACUUUUUGUACGAAAGAAUGCAUUACAAGUGCUAAUACCAAAAUAUGGUUUGGAAGGAACUUUAUACUUGAAUGAAAAGAAAGAGUCAACUGUGUCAUUUACAUAUAACAGUGAAGAUCAUUCGCAGACUUAUGGGAAUAUUACGUUUCGUACAUUUGAUCCUGUUGUGGUGCAAAUUCGUUUAGAUAGAACUAAUGUACAGCAUGAGAAAUUAAUAUUUAAACUUGUUAAGCCAUACAUCCCAGGUUUUAGUGUACCUUCAGUAAGUGAAGGUGUUGCACACAUUGUGCAAUUAAAAAGUACAAUAGAAACACCUAAGCGAAAGCUUGAUGAAGAUACACCUAUGGAAGAUAUUACAGAUUCUGCAGAAAGCAAAAAGAAGAAAAAGAAGAAGAAGAAACCGAAACAUUUUGUACAUUAAAUAUUUUAAAUAUACACAACAAAAAAUAAAUAAUUUUAUAACCUAUAA
Molecule: messenger RNA, 3205 nt
Organism: Nomia melanderi (Alkali bee)
Lineage: Eukaryota; Metazoa; Arthropoda; Insecta; Hymenoptera; Halictidae
Gene: Dis3
Product: exosome complex exonuclease RRP44-like protein Dis3
Biological process (GO): nuclear mRNA surveillance of mRNA 3'-end processing; rRNA catabolic process
Cellular component (GO): cytoplasmic exosome (RNase complex); nuclear exosome (RNase complex)
Molecular function (GO): 3'-5'-RNA exonuclease activity; endonuclease activity; RNA binding
Source: RefSeq, a predicted model, not a curated record